AUGUGGGGGUUUCAGGUUAAAUAGUUUGAUCCAGAUAAUAAGGGUUAUUGUGGGUCCAUCAGGUUAAAGAAUGUUAAACAAUAAAUUGCAAAUCAACAGCAGAAUAACUCAGUGGAAGAGAUGCAGCAAUAUCUUGUUAGAUUAGCAUGUGAAGUCACUUUCCACUGAUUCACUAUCAUUAUCAAUAUCAAUAGGUCGAUCGUAUUACUGUGGAAAUAGCCAAAAAUGUUGGCUAUUAAUUUUUCAUGGCCAGCUUCUUGUACCACAAUUAAUUAAGUCACUAAAUAUCAUGAAAUCGUUCAUUUUACAGGAUAUAUUAACAUGGUUCAACUGAUGUCUCCCUCCACUAUCUGAUGUCUUCUCUUCAUUCUCAUUUAGGAUCUGCUGCUGUCGAGUGCCAACACAAAAUCAAGUCUCAUUUGAAGAAGAAGUUCAAGUGUGUGUCUGAGGGACUCCCUAAAGCAGGAGAGCGAACAGGUCUGAAUGACUUCUACACAGAGAUCUUCAUCACAGAGAGAGGCAGUGGAGAGGUCAACAAGGAACAUGAGAUCAGACUGAUGGAAACCGCUUCCAGGAAACCAGCCAAGGAAGAAAGACCAAUCAGAUGUGAGGACAUCUUUAAACCCUUACCUGGACACGAUCAACCAAUAAGAACAAUGAUGACAACUGGAGUGGCCGGUAUUGGUAAAACCAUCUUAACACACAAGUUCACUCUGGACUGGGCUGAAGGCAAAGCCAACCAGGACAUACACUUCACAUUUCUCCUCACUUUCAGAGAGCUGAAUUUACUGAAAGGGAAAGAGUUUAGCUUGGUGGAACUUCUUCAUCACCUCUUUAUUGAGACCAAAGAAGCAGGAAUCUGCAGAUUCGACCGGUUCCAAGUUGUCUUCAUCUUGGAUGGUCUGGAUGAGUGUCGACUUCCUCUGGACUUCCUGAACAACCAGAUAUGGAAUGAUGUCACAAAAUCAACCUCAGUGGACAUGCUGCUGACAAACCUCAUCAGGGGCGACCUGCUUCCCUCCGCUCGCAUUUGGAUAACCACACGUCCUGCGGCAGCCAAUCAGAUCCCUGCUGAGUGUGUUGACAUGGUGACAGAGGUGAGGGGGUUCACCGACCAACAGAAGGAGGAGUACUUCAGGAAGAGAUUCAGAGAGGAGACACUGGCCAGCACAAUCAUCUCCCACGUCAAGAAAUCACGAAGCCUCCACAUCAUGUGUCACAUCCCAGUCUUCUGUUGGAUCACUGCUUCAGUUCUGGAGGACAUCUUCAAAAAAUCCCAGAUCGAAGAAAUGCCCAAGACCGUGACUCAGAUGUACAGCCACUUCCUGAGGGUUCAGUCCAUACAGGGGGACAGGAAGUACCAUGGGAGGGCUGAAACAGAUCCAGACUGGAGCUCAGAGAGCAGGGAGAUCAUUGUUUCUCUCGGAAAACUUGCUUUUAAUCAGCUGGAGAAAGGGAACCUAAUCUUCUACGAGGCAGAUAUGGCAGAGUGUGAAAUCGAUAUCAGAGCAGCCUCAGUGUACUCAGGAGUGUUCACCCAGAUCUUUAAAGAGGAGUGUGGGCUGUACCAGGGCAAGGUGUUCUGCUUUGUCCAUCUGAGCAUCCAGGAGUUUCUGGCUGCCCUUUAUGUCUUUAUGUCCUUCAUCGAUACUGGUGUCAAUCUGCUCUCAGAAGAACCACCAACCUCAAGGAAAGAUAAACUCCUCCUCUACCAGAGUGCUGUGGACAAGGCUUUACAGAGUGAGAACGGACACCUGGACUUGUUCCUCCGCUUCCUCCUGGGCCUCUCUCUGGAGACCAAUCAGAUUGUCCUACGAGGUCUGCUGGGACAGAAAAAAAGAUCACUGACCACUCAGAUUAAAACAGGUCUGCUGCGACUGAAAGGAAGUAGCUCACAGACCAUUAAGGGAACAGUAUCUUACAUCAAGAAGAAGAUAAAAGGAGACCUAUCUCCAGAGAGAAGCAUCAAUCUGUUCCACUGUCUGAAUGAGCUGAACAACUGUUCUCUAGUGAAGGAUAUCCAACAGUAUCUGACAUCAGGAAGUCUCUCCGGAGAAUCUCUCUCCCCUGCUCAGUGGUCAGCUCUGGUCUUCAUCUUACUGACAUCAGAAGAGGAGCUGGACGUGUUUGACCUGAAGGAAUACUCUGCUUCAGAAGAUGGUCUUCUGAGGCUGCUGCCAGUGGUCAAAGCCUCCAAAACAUCUCUGCUGAUUGCCUGCCGUCUGUCAGAGAUAUGCUGUGAAGCUCUGGCCUCAGUUCUCAGCUCCAACUCCUCUAGUCUGAGAGAGCUGGACCUGAGUACCAAUCGGCUGAAGGAUUCAGGAGUGAAGCUGCUCUCUGCUGGACUGGGGAGUCCACACUGUACACUGGAGACUCUCAGGCUGCAGGGCUGUGAUCUGUCAGAGAGAUGCUGUGAAGCUCUGGCCUCAGUUCUCAGCUCCAACUCUUCUAGUCUGAGAGAGCUGGACCUGAGUACCAACGAUCUGCAGGAUUCAGGAGUGAAGCUGCUCUCUGCUGGACUGGGGAGUCCACACUGCACACUGGAAACUCUCAGGGUGACUGGCUGUCAUCUGUCAGAGAGAUGCUGUGAAGCUCUGGCCUCAGUUCUCAGCUCCAACUCCUCUAGUCUGAGAGAGCUGGACCUGAGUACCAAUGAUCUGCAGGAUUCAGGAGUGAAGCUGCUCUCUGCUGGACUGGGGAGUCCACACUGUACACUGGAAACUCUCAGGGUGACUGGCUGUCAUCUGUCAGAGAGAUGCUGUGAAGCUCUGGCCUCAGUUCUCAGCUCCAACUCCUCUAGUCUGAGAGAGCUGGACCUGAGUACCAAUGAUCUGCAGGAUUCAGGAGUGAAGCUGCUCUCUGCUGGACUGGGGAGUCCACACUGUACACUGGAAACUCUCAGCUUGUCUGGCUGCCUGGUCACACAGGAAGGCUGUGCUUCUCUGGCCUCAGCUCUGAGCUCCAACCCCUCCCAUCUGAGAGAGCUGUACCUGAGCUACAAUCACCCAGGAGACUCUGGAGCUGCGCUGCUCUCUGCUGGACUGGAGGAUCCACGCUGGAGACUGGACACUCUCAGUUUGGAGCACGGUGGAGUGUGGAGGCUGAAACCUGGUCUAAAGAAGUGUAAGUGUCUGUUUAGUCUGAAUCAUCCCGACCACCAUUCUGCUGUUAUAGCAGGCAGCCUACAUCCUAAACGUAUUUAACUUUAUUAGAAACAC
Messenger RNA from Gadus chalcogrammus (walleye pollock), 3218 nucleotides. RefSeq names its product NACHT, LRR and PYD domains-containing protein 12-like. Lineage: Eukaryota; Metazoa; Chordata; Actinopteri; Gadiformes; Gadidae. The coding region runs from base 354 to 3203 and encodes 949 amino acids. The transcript is spliced from 7 exons. The record is from RefSeq and is a predicted model, not a curated record. Gene Ontology annotation, molecular function: protein binding.